Diaporthe batatas is the source of this 279-nucleotide messenger RNA. RefSeq lists its product as uncharacterized. NCBI's taxonomy places the organism in Eukaryota, Fungi, Ascomycota, Sordariomycetes, Diaporthales, Diaporthaceae. The transcript has 2 exons. The coding region runs from base 1 to 279 and encodes 92 amino acids. The record is from RefSeq and is a predicted model, not a curated record.
AUGCCCUGCGAGGUUAUGAUCAAAGUAGGGCUGCAGACGCGGCAUACAUAUCACGGCCUCUCCCCAUCAUCCCCUGACAUGGACUCAAUUCUCGCUGUCGCCAAGGAGCACCAAACCGCCAUGUUGCUGGGCCUCGCGGGUCGUACGCCAAUAAAAACAGCUCCUAGAUCACCCAAGCUACUAUCUCACUGCAGGGUUACAUUGUUGUCAAGCGUCUCAAUAUCUCGCCGACGCAUUUGGAUCGCACAUUCUUUGGCGACGGAUCCGCCCAGUCGGUGA